This is a messenger RNA of Hydatigera taeniaeformis, 462 nucleotides long. Lineage: Eukaryota; Metazoa; Platyhelminthes; Cestoda; Cyclophyllidea; Taeniidae. The record is from the annotation of a GenBank genome assembly.
GUUAAACUUUUGGUCUCAACGGGCAAAGUCGAUCUUCUUGCAACAGCUGGAAACGGUGGAUGGAGUCCUCUACACACAGCUGUUGAUCUUGGUGAUGCCAAACUUACACAGGCUCUACUGCCGGUUCACACUACCGCUAUGUCAGCGCAUCGCAUCCUCGCCUCACUGAAACAACCCACCGCCUCCUCCUAUGCUGUCACGGCCCUGCACAUGGCAGUCCGUCGAAAUAGUGCCUCAUGUGCAAUAGUGCUUCUGCAUACGGCAAAUGCUCUGCUAAAUGGUCAUUCAAGGGACUGGACAUCCUCAGAAGAGGAGGAGUCAAUUUCUGUGGAUGAUGUUGGACAGAAACGCCACUUCCAUGGACAGACAGGCAAAGGCUCUCGAAAGUUAAAUAAACUGAAGGAUAGGAAUGGCGAUACACCGUUGCAUUGGGCAGUGAAGACAAACAAGUGGGUUAUUUGA